AUGGAGAAGUGCGUGUUUAUUGGGUACCCUGAUAGCUACAAGGCGUGGAAGUUCUACAAUCCUGCGACUCGGAAGGUCAUCAUUUCGGAAAGGGCAGACUUUGAUGAGCGAUUCUUUCCUGGCACUCGCCACUUUGAUGCUAACACCCAGUCUGCCACUCCUCCUCCUUCGUCUCUGUUCAGUCUUUGGGAUGCAGAUGUGGAUCCGGUGCCGGUCCUGGGGGGGGGGAAGCAGAUGCUCCUCCUCCUGCUGGUCACCUCGAAGACGCUCCCACCGACCAGGAUCAUCCUGAAUGACUCUGCCACUCCUGAACCAGGUCCAUCUGCUACUCAACGCUCCACUCGCACUCGUCGUGCUCCUGGGGAAUGGUGGAAGGUUAGGACGCUGCCUGCAGACAAUGAUGCUCAUUCUGACAUUGCUGAGGACGUCCCUGAUGCUCCUGGAGAGGCAGAGAUGGAACCCAUUGUUGAGGACGCAUUUCUGGCUGAAGUCGAGCGUGCCCUGUUCACCUCUGGUGCUGAAAAGGCUGAGCCCUCGAUGUAUCGUCAGGCAAUGAAGCGCCCUGAUGCAGAUGAGUGGCAGAAGGCGGCAGAGGAAGAGAUGGAGGCUCAUGCUCGGAAUCGCACCUAG
Molecule: messenger RNA, 630 nt
Organism: Heterobasidion irregulare TC 32-1
Lineage: Eukaryota; Fungi; Basidiomycota; Agaricomycetes; Russulales; Bondarzewiaceae
Exons: 2
Coding region: 1-630 (209 amino acids)
Source: RefSeq, a predicted model, not a curated record